CCGCACACACACACACACAUCGCUCUGCAGUUUCAACCUCACCUCACCACCCAAGCGUCGCUCGAUCGAUCGUGCCAUCCAUGGCGCCGCCGAUGAUGGCGACGGCAGCAAGGCCUCGCGACGACCAGCCGCGGCGGCGGCAGGCUCUGCUCCUCGCCGCCUCCGCCCUCCUCUUCCUCCUCUGCGGCGGCGGCGCUCCUGGCGCUGGCGGCGUCGUCGUGGCGGUCGCGGCGACGGCGUCGGCGACGGCGACGCCGGGGCUGGUGUUCCACGUCGGCGGGCCGCGCGGGUGGCGCGUCCCGGACGCCAACACCAGCUACACCUGGUGGGCGAUGAACAACCGCUUCCACGUCGGCGACUCGCUCUACUUCAGGUACGGCGGCGGCGACUCGGUGCUCGUCGUCGACCGGGAGGCGUUCGACGGCUGCAACGCGACGGAGCCGGUGGCCAGGUUCGCCGGCGGCGCCACCACCGUGCCGCUCGGCCGCCCGGGCUUCUUCUGCUUCAUCAGCGGCGCGCCGGGGCACUGCGACGGCGGCCAGAGGCUCAUCGUGCGCGUCAUGGUGCACCCGGCGCCUGGAGCCCCGGCCCCCGCGCCGUCGGCCGCGGCGGCGGCGACCUCGCAUCCUGGCGCCUCUGCCUCCGGCCCCGGCGCGUCGUCCGGAGCCGCCGCGGUUGCCGCCGGCGGCGCCGGCGCCGCCGUCGCCGCGGCGGCGAUGGGUGUUCUCGCCGGCCUCGUCCUGCUGCUUCAGUGAUCAGUUCGCUUGCAAGUAGUUCAUUGGCUAAUCUUCAUUUAGGCUGCUUGGUUUGAUGUUUAUCUGUCGUUAGUAACAACUUGAUUAAUUAGAUUGUGUCCAGCAUUUAAGUAGGUAUUAUUACUGCUUAAUCAUGCCGUGUAAGACAAAUAUAAUUGUUUGCAUUGUGUAUUCCUUUCGCUGGUUGCCUCUUUGAUCCUCUCCAAGGGAAGGGAUACAGAGGAUGCGUGUUUUAGCAGUAUCUAAUUCUAAUGUUAUUUGUUCAAGUUGGUUUGAUACAUUCGUCAUAAAUGGAUCAAUCUACGUGAUUUGAACU
Molecule: messenger RNA, 1071 nt
Organism: Oryza sativa Japonica Group (Japanese rice)
Lineage: Eukaryota; Viridiplantae; Streptophyta; Magnoliopsida; Poales; Poaceae
Product: early nodulin-like protein 5
Cellular component (GO): plasma membrane
Molecular function (GO): electron transfer activity
Source: RefSeq, a predicted model, not a curated record